UGGACAAAGAUGUAGAUGACCGAGAGGUAUUUUCCCCUUUUGGUUUAGGAUUAAAUCUCUCAGGCGCAGACCAGGACAUUUCUCUGAGGAAAUGGAUACGUCUUCCCAAAAAUACCCAGUCAAAAAGCGAGUGAAAAUUCAUCCCAACACAGUAACAGUGAAAUAUACUUCUCAUUAUCCCCAGCCAGGAGAAGAGGGAUAUGAGGAUGUUAAUGAAGAUAUUGGAGUAUUUAUGGAGGAUAAUCCUAAGAAAAGACUACUGACUGAUGGGAGAAAGAGAGAAAGGACCUUUUUUGGUACAACAGACACCAAGCUUCGGCCAGCACAACUGCCAAAACCUGAUGAGAUGGGGCAAUCCCAGCAUUUUCCUGAAGGAAAUAUACUGCCGUCAAGGAAAACCUGGGUAGUCCUUUUUGGAUCUGCUGUGGCUCACGGUUGUGUUGCUCUAAUUACAAGAUUAGUUUCUGAUCGUUCCAAAGUGCCAUCCCUAGAGUUAAUCUUCAUCCGUUCAGUCUUACAGGUGCUGUCCAUUACUGUUGUGUGCUAUUACCAUGAGCCUCCCUUUGGCCCCAAAGGCUACAGACUGCGGCUCUUCUUCUAUGGGGUCUGCAAUGUUAUCUCUAUUACCUGUGCUUACACCUCCUUCUCUAUAGUUCCCCCCAGCAAUGGGACCAUUAUGUGGAGGGCUACCACUACAGUGUUCAGUGCCAUUUUGGCUUUUUUACUCAUAGAUGAAGGAAUGGCUUACAUAGACAUAGUUACUGUAGUUGGCAGUAUGUUUGGCGUUUGUCUGGUCAUGAUCCCCAACAUUGUUAAGGAGGAAAACUCUUUGCUGAGCACCUGGAAGGAAGCUUUUGGCUACACCAUGACAGUUAUGGCAGGUUUGACCACUGCUCUCUCCAUGAUAGUCUAUAGGUCAAUCAAAGAUAACAUCAGCAUGUGGACGGCACUAUUCACCUUUAGUUGGACAGGAACGGUGUGGGGAGCAUCCACCAUGUUCUUACUUCAAGAGCCAAUCGUCCCACUGGAUGGGGAAACCUGGAGCUAUCUCCUUGCCAUCUGUCUGUGCUCCACAGCAGCCUUCCUGGGGGUCUACUACGCCCUGAGCAAGUUCCACCCCGCUUUGGUUAGCACCGUACAGCACCUGGAGAUAGUCAUCGCCAUGGUCCUGCAGCUCGUCGUGCUGCGCAUCUUCCCAGGUGCUUAUGAUCUUGUUGGGGGAGCGGUUAUUUUGGUUAGUGUUUUUUUCCUUGCGUGUUAUAAACUGUCCUGGAAGAAUUUAGGAAGGCAAGACUAUCAGGAGAUUGUGGAUUCUUCCAUUAAAUGAAUUGCGGUUUUGCCAUCUGAUUCUGG
Molecule: messenger RNA, 1353 nt
Organism: Leptosomus discolor (cuckoo roller)
Lineage: Eukaryota; Metazoa; Chordata; Aves; Leptosomiformes; Leptosomidae
Gene: SLC35G2
Product: solute carrier family 35 member G2
Cellular component (GO): plasma membrane
Source: RefSeq, a predicted model, not a curated record